Messenger RNA from Sycon ciliatum, 2748 nucleotides. Its product is annotated as sphingosine-1-phosphate lyase 1-like. Gene Ontology annotation, biological process: sphingolipid catabolic process; carboxylic acid metabolic process. NCBI's taxonomy places the organism in Eukaryota, Metazoa, Porifera, Calcarea, Leucosolenida, Sycettidae. The transcript has a single exon. Gene Ontology annotation, cellular component: endoplasmic reticulum. Gene Ontology annotation, molecular function: sphinganine-1-phosphate aldolase activity; pyridoxal phosphate binding. The record is from RefSeq and is a predicted model, not a curated record. The coding region runs from base 319 to 2043 and encodes 574 amino acids.
AUUACUAUAAUUGUAGUGUAGUUGGACUUCACCUUAUCACUAUCACCAAGAGUACAUAACUCUUGCUAUCACUAGUAUCAGCUGCUUGGACGAGAAGAACUCUCCAACGCUCCGCCGCUGUCCACAGCUACAUUGUAGUACAUGUGCACGUGUAGCUCGCGGAGUGAAGAAGAGAAGAUUCUGCCUGGAAUUUCCGGAAGUAACUACAGCACAUGUAACAGUACUAGAUAGUUGUGUAUUUUACUGUCAAGAACCACAGAGUAUAAUGAUUAUGUAAAAAAACCUUUCUCCCCAGUUCGACUAUCAAAACCAGGCACUAUGGAUCUGCUGGAAAUGGUCGCGAAGCUGCUCGACCUAGAGUUGUUGAAAGCUUGCUGCGAAAGUGUUCUUUCAGACAUUAUACUAUUGGUAUCCAAUCUUGACACGGAAAUGUCGGAUGUGCAACUGAUCGCCUACACAACUGCCAUCGUUUUGUUGGUUACGCAGCUUUGGUCGUUCCUGCGGCAAGAUAAGUCCUUGUGGGUUAGAGCGAAGGACUGUGUGUUCGCUACUGUUCGUGUGGCACCGGUUGUCGGCCCAAUGAUAGAACGAAAAUUGGCCAAGGUGGUGAAACAGGUCGGCGAUGAUGACGUUUUUCAGCCUAAACCUGGCGAGGUGUUCACGAACUCUCUGCCUGAGAAGGGUCUGUCCACGGUUGAAGUGCUUGAGCGAGUGGACAGCAUGGAGAAGAUGCUAGCCGGGACUGAUUGGCGUGAGGGUCGCGUCUCCGGUGUUGUGUAUUUUGACUCGGAUGAGCUGCAUGACAUGCUGGUAAAGGUGUACUCGUUGUUCGCCUGGUCCAAUCCACUCCAUCCAGACGUUUUCCCUAGCGUACGUAAGAUGGAAGGCGAGGCAGUGCGCAUGAUAGUCAACUUGUACCACGGUGGCGCAGAGGCAUGUGGGUGUGUAACAUCAGGUGGUACAGAAAGCAUCAUCAUGGCUUGCCGGGCGUACAGACAAUUGGCCAACGAGCGUGGUAUAACCAAGCCGGAAAUUGUUGCACCGAUCAGCGUACAUUCUGCGUUUGACAAGGCAUGCGACUACUUUCACAUGAAGCUUGUGCACGUUCCAGUUGACAGUGACACGCGGAUGGUCAACAUGAAGGCAAUGCGCCGUGCAAUCACGUCGAACACCAUCCUACUUGUAGGCUCGGCUCCUCAGUAUCCACAUGGUAUUAUUGAUGACAUUGAGAGCAUUGCUUCACUUGGUGUGCAGUAUAGUAUUGGAGUGCACGUUGAUGCCUGCCUUGGUGGAUUCCUAGUACCGUUCCUGGAAGAAGCCGGAUUUGGUCCCGUUGCACCCUUCGACUUUCGUGUUCCGGGAGUCACAAGCAUUUCAGUUGACACGCAUAAGUAUGGUUUUGCACCGAAAGGCUCAUCAAUUAUAAUGUAUUCUAGUGAAGAGUUGCGUCACCGGCAGUACUUUGUAGCACCAGAUUGGCAGGGUGGAAUUUAUGCCUCCCCUUCCGUUGCUGGCAGUCGAUCCGGUGGUAUAAUUGCAGCCUGCUGGGCAGCCAUGAUGUUCAUGGGUCACCACGGUUACGUUGAGAGCACCAAGAGAAUAUGCACAGUAGCCAGGGACAUAGAGAAGGCAGCACGUCAGAUCCCAGGCUUGUUUGUGUAUGGUCAACCACAGGUAUCGGUGGUAGCCUUCGGCUCUGACAACUUUGAUAUCUAUCGUCUUGGAGCAGCAUUGUCUAAGCGUGGCUGGAACAUCAACAGCCUGCAGUUCCCGUCUGCCAUCCACAUAUGCUGCACACUGCGACAUACUCGCGAAGGUGUUACCGAAGCAUUCAUCAGUGACCUGAAAGAGUGCUGUGCAGAGAUCAUGAACGAGCCAAUGGCCAAAAGCACAGGCGCAGCGGCAAUCUACGGCAUGGCGCAGACUGUGCCCGAUCGCUCGGUAGUCAAGGAGAUUGCGUGGGCGUACCUGGAUGCAUGUCUCCAUACACGGCAUGAGCACUCUGUGAGUUCUUCUUCCAGCGGGCAAGCAAAUAGUCAAUGAGAUUUGGUGCGAAAACUAACCGAACUGAAAGCCAAUAUAUGACACUCUCUGUCCACUACUGUUGACUGAGUUCUCAAUCUGACAGGGCAGAACCGUGAAUGCCUUCUCCUUGUAAGCAGUCCGUGUUGUACUUCAAGUACAGUAGAAUCUAUGAUGCAGCAUCACGGUGUCUCUUUCCCGGCAGAGUCGGCGAGAAACGUUAUUUUUCUCUUUGCGUUCCUUCUUUUGAGCAAGUUUAUGCGGUGCGGUGGCAUGGCUAGGUUUUUGCUGAUUCAUUGCUGCUUGCAUAUUGCUGGUGCAUACAUUAUACAAGUAUCACAACAUGCAUCUACCAGUAGUUUUCUACAAUUAUUUUUACAUAAUACCAAUCAAUGAUAAAAAUGGUACUAAUAGUACUUCAUGAAAAGCCAUGAGCCUCUCGGUGCUUCGAGUUUGCAUCUGUACUCGCACAAAUCGAGGAAACCCAGGCGUGCUACUGCGAGAGGUUGUCAACUUUGGUGCAUGGAUGCAGCCGUAACAGGGUAUGCUGCAGGCAAGUUACGUAGUGAAGGCAUCACCCCGCACACUGACCUAUCCACACGGUUGCAUAGUCCUGGUAGUGGAGUCUUGAUGCAAGCCAUGAUAUGCUUGAUCAACUUGGUGUUUAUGUCACUGGCUGGGAAGUGCUACAUAACUGUGCACUGUCUGUGUACAGGUUGACAAUGA